AUGAGACCAUACUUCACUCUGCUGCUCGCACUGGCGUUCAUUCUGGCCUGCACCAACCUCGUGGAGGCGGACGCCGGCCGAGUUCUCGAGACUACCACCAACGAACACGCCCGCCACCUUCGUACCGCUGUGGCGAGCGUCGUCGAUCUGCCGGACGACGAAGACGAGCGACUUCUUGGCUACAACACGGUCCAGCUGUGGCGGAUGAGGCGCACAGCUAACAAGCUCAUGAACGGCAAGCUCACUACCCAGAAGGAGGCCGCGCUCAAGAAGUGGAUGGCCUCCCAGCAGGACAAGUUCCUGGCCAAGUGGCUGAAGUCGUCGUCCGUCUACCCUGACCAAGUGUACAGCAAGCUGGGGCUGACCAAGCUGGGCGCGAGUGCGAAGAGCAGCCCCAACUACCAACUGUACGAGAAGUACACGGAGGCGCUGCUCCAGCGCUGGACCAACUUUAAGGCGAGUCCCGAUACGGUCUACAAGUCUCUGCGCCUCGACAAGCUGGGCGCCAAGGCGCCGCAGAGCCCCAGCUACCCCAUGUACGAGAAGUACCUGCAGACGUUCUUCCGGAACCAACCCGCAAACUAG
Messenger RNA from Phytophthora sojae, 585 nucleotides. RefSeq lists its product as hypothetical. The record is from RefSeq and is a predicted model, not a curated record. The coding region runs from base 1 to 585 and encodes 194 amino acids. Lineage: Eukaryota; Oomycota; Peronosporomycetes; Peronosporales; Peronosporaceae. The transcript has a single exon.